AUGGCGCCUCCAAAGAUCAAGACGGGGGACGUUACUGUUAAUGAUGCGCUGGAUUUAAUCGAGGGGGGCAACCUCAGAGAGCGUUCUUCUGGUUUGGAUGACCUGAUUUAUCUUCUGGACAAAAAGGGCAAAUCGGCCAGUUUAUCCACCCUUCGCGACAAGCACUACCAUCGCAUACUUGAGAUCCUCUUCAAAUGUGCCAUCAGUGAGAAGAAGACCUACACCGGGGGUAAGCGGACGACGGCUGCAGGAGCGGGAGGCAGAUUGGGCAAAUGCGCCGAGGCCCUUCGGCUUGCUGUUGGCCACGGAGCUUCUGCCAGCAAGCUCAAGAGAAAGACGAUGCUUGCUCUCAUCGACCACGUCACCCAGGCUCUACCCUGCCCACCUGGAUCCGGGGACGGACCGUACGUGGAGCCACUGUUGAAAGACUAUGUCAAAUCCAUCCUCGCCCUGCUCUCCCAUCAGGCGAAUGUCGAGCAGCUUGCUACACUGGAUGCGGCCGGAUGGAAGAACUGUGUCGACUUCUGCGUCGAUGCCGUGCGGGUAUAUCUCGAUCAUGCUGACAGAGACUCCGGCUCACGGGGAUCUCCAGCACCGGGCACGGCAUCUUUGGGCUUCUCUACUGGAAGAAGCACCAAUGCUAGCCAGAGGAUGCCGGGUCAAAUCCAUCGCGGUACCGUACAGGACCUCAUUCAUUGCAUCCACCUCCUCGUCCGCCCGCCAAAUGCGCCGCUUCACGAAAGAUCUAUUGAUCUAUCCGAGACGAUCAUCCAGGUACUACAGCUACGCCACCUUGGGUUGAGCCAAGUGAUUCAGCUGAGCUUUGCUUCAAUCAACAAAGUCUUUGUCGAGAUUCAAGCAAACGACAUCUCUCGGGCUGCCAGCUUGGCCAGAGACCUUGUGCCACUGAUAAGUCAUUGGUGGCAGGCGCGAACAGCAUCUCAAGACGGGAUGCUCAAUUCGAUCCGGGACGAGAUGCUGAAAACCAUGUUGAUCAUCCACCUCCAUCUUGAGCGUCUUGUAUGCCUCGAGGGUGACGAUACAGCCCGCAAAGAGAUAAUAGGACUCGCCGAUUCCCUAUGGCUGGAAUACUCGCGGCGAACCAAACAUUCCCAGCUUCAACUCGAUGAUCUCACAUUCGUCCCCCAGAGGUUGCCCGAGGACUAUUUCACACUAGAGGUCUUCGGCCUUCGUAUACACAACCGGGAGGGAGAGCGAGGAUGGGCUUUGUGUCAGAACCUCGCCAUCUUGGAGCGAAUCAUUUGGAAGAGCCGCAACAAGGAUAUAUCACAGUCGUCAGAGGAGCAACCGCGAAAAAAGCGCAAGACUCACGCUGCAGCGACGCGUUUGCAGGAAAAACUGCAGUCACCCAACUCGGCAGCACGGAUACUCGCCUUGCAGCUCGUGCCUUUCCUUCUUCAAUUAAACACUUUCUCUGUGGCUGAAGUGUCGGAUCUUGUUAUUGAUCUCGCCGGCCUUGCUGGCGAUAAGGACUCCACGGUAGUAUCUUGGGCUAUGCUCGCUUGCUCCAGCUCCGCAAUAUCACAGGUCAAGUCGGCCGAUAAUUCAGACUCAUGGAGACAGCUAUGGCAAGUAGCUUCUCGAGCAGUCGGUCUUCCUAGUACCAGUCGUGCUGCCAGCGUACUCUUGCACACUGUCCUUGAAAGAAACCUUGUACUUUACCACGAUGUUUCCGAUGGCAUCAACAGCAUUGUCACGACUGCCGACGCCAACGGCCCAGCCCUCUUGGUGGACUCUUCCAUUACCCUCAUGUUUCAUUUACGGUCCCUCAGAAACGUCAAGCUGCCCAACGCAAGCCAGUCAACAAAUCAUCACGUUAUUCGAUGGAUAUUCCAGAGAUGGAAUCCAGCCGACUGGAGCUAUGCUCGCGACUGCUCUAUCCACGCUCCGAUUAAUGAACUUGCCAACCUGAUCCGGGCUUGCUGUGGCGCACGAGUUUUGACACCGACACCUUUGACAGUGACCGGAGGGUCCAUUUGCGAGGUGUGGAAGGCACAGUACCACACAGCAGUCCUAACACGAUACCUCCUGCUGCUGGACGCACCACCAGCAUCGAAGCCACGCACCCUCCUGAGCUGUCGUUCGAGCACUUCCGAAUCAGUCCAGGCCAACGAUGCCUCUUUUCAUGCCGCAAAGAGACUAGUAUUGGAGCUCCUGUUCCCAAAGGUCGAGGAGUUGCAGGACCUCUGUGACUCGUGGGCGAGAAAGGGGUCAGAGGGAGGCGCUCCCAUGUCUUCAGACCGACUUUACAGUCUCUUCUCUGCAAAUAUCAUAGGCAUCCUCCUUGCCAGCCAGCUUGUCGACUUGAACUCGGGUCAGUCACGAGAUAUCGAAAGUCUCCUGGCCAAGCUUUCCGAGGCCAGCAUAAGUGCUGCUUCGAACUCGAGUGACAACACAAGUUUCGAGCUUCUGUUGAGAACAAUACGACCGGUGCUUCCGUCACUUAACACAACGGGCAUCAACAGCCUCGAAGAACAUGCUCCACUGUUGAGGCUGAUCUCGACACUGACAGCAACCGUGGAAGAGAGAUCCUUGCGGCAAUCCUCGGGACAGGACCAAGAUCUUAUGGAUGUGGACGAUGAUUUCGACUCACAGGAGAGCAGAGUCAGCGUUACGCUAUCCGAAGUCCCCCGCUCGAACAUCUCAUUGAGCCUGGAUGGAGAAGCAUUCAUACAUGAAACUAUACAACGUCUAUACCAUUUUGCAUCGAUGCAUAAAGACAACGGGAAGGUGUUCAUGGAACAGCUUCUGUCGCUCCCUGACAAGGAGUUCAUGUUGUGUAGCACCUUCACCUCAGAGCUCUUCGAGUCUGACUUGCCGAUCAGUGAAGAAGAUGCGAUCGGUGUCGUUGAAAGAACAGGCGACAUCAUGGGUGAGCCCGAAUACUCCUGUUGCGAAGUAGCUCACUCGACCAGCUUGAGGAUUCUGCAAAGCCUCAUGCCGGUCUAUAAGGACGACCAACAGCCCGUGGCCAAGAUGUUCGGCGACUUGUACCAUCACUUUGUCAGCAAAUAUUUGCCCAAUAACCUCCUUUCCCCACUGUCGCAGAUGUCUCUCUCGAGCUUGCUGCUUGCGCUUUUGAGGACCAACCCACAGUAUGGGAGCAAUCUUGGCCUAGACUCUUGUCGAACGACUUUAUUGUCAAUCAUGCAAAGCGGCACGCUGCCCGUCAAGUUCUUCAUCGGGUCCGCUUUGCCGGACGUAUUCAGCUCCUACGUACUUAAGAUGCAUGACGAUAUCUUUCUUGACGUUCUGAACAGUCUUCCUACCAACUCCCAAGACCUCGAAGGCAUCGCGUUCCGCCUCUUUGUGCUGUCUCAGCUCGCAUGCCGCUGGCCAACCCUGCUCAGGAGAUGCACGUAUCACAUCUUCGAGACGCCGGGGAAUAUCAUGCAGUCCAGUCAGUAUGCCAAACGGUGCCUGGAAACGGUUUCGCAAGCCCUUUGUCUGUCCUCUUCUCAAGAGUUAUUCAGAAUAUUUAGCCCCCAGCUGCUAUACACAUGGCUUGCGCCCCCCGCAAACGACGAAAACGGCCCAGCCAUCAACAAAAUCGAGGACAUACCAUAUGAGAUUUUUGGCUUUCCGACUCUUAAUGGCCUUCUACAGGAAGCGCAGACCGAGACGACAGCGUUGCAGAUAAUGCGCCAUCGCUACAAAGACGUCGAGUCUCUUUCCAAGCGCCUGGGUACCUCCCUGGUCGACAUGGUGACGCAAGGAUUCACAAAGAUCAUGGCAUACGCUAUCGCACAUGAGCUCAGCACGCCUAUUUCUAAAGGCGAAAAAGUCGAAACCGGCGAGACGUGGGUUCGGACGCUUUUGGGUAACGAACCAUUCCUCGAUCAAAUUUAUUUGAACUUUGCCGACAUUGUUGCCUUGUUGCUGGAUCUUUUCGACCAAGAAGACCCCAUCGAGAAGCAUCUCUCUAGAGACAAGAGCUUUGAAUACGCCUGUGAGGCACUGGACGAGAUGAAGCAGUUAUCUCAGUCGACAACCGCCCUACCGCCUAAUCAACAACCCAUGUUCAGGGCCAAAUACCUCACCAGAGAGCUGUUCCAUGUGUGUCGCCUCACGGAGUACGAGCUACAAGAGCUCUGGACACCGGCUUUGGUUGUCUCGGUCGCCCGGAGAAUUUUCAAUACUGUCCACCCUGCCUUGGGCUCGUUUCACGCCUGCUCCGUGCUGCGCAAGGUCAGAGUUUUGAUUUCUCUUGCCGGCCCUGUCGCGUUGGAAUCUUAUCCUCUGGAAAUGCUACUUUCGUCCGUCCGGCCGUUCAUUGUGGACUCGGAAUGUGCCGACGAUGCACUUGGUGUGAGUCGGUAUCUCAUCACGAAAGGGGCUUACCAUCUCGAGCAAACCCCAUCCUUUCUCGCUGGUUACGCCUUGUCUACUCUAGCAUCUCUCAGAGUUUUCCUCGAGUCCAGUCAGUCAAGUACAACCCAAGAAAGUCAAUUCAAGGCGACCAUGAGCAAAGCCCAGACUUUCCACUCAUGGUUCAGUUCCUAUCUCACUGGCUACGACUCGAAUAACUUUGGCGAUGAGCAGCAACGGGAGGCAUUCCGACUGAUUACCCAGUCUGCAUCCAAAAUUCGAUCUUCAGGAAACGCCGAGAAGGGCACGCACGAGAGCACUCUGCUGAUGGAGAUCCUCAGGGAUGGCGAACGCGAGUCGAAGCUUCUGAACGAGGCAGCUCGUAAUCUAGCACUCGGUUUAUUGUGUGGAGAUUUCGCUGUGCCCACCACAGGUCGUCAAGAUGUAAUUUCCGACGAUGAGGAGGCCCUACGGCACACCGGACUUGUGUGGAAGAGCUGCAAUGCGUUAGCUCUCAGUGACGAGUAUCUCGCCUGGGCAGGCCGCGUUAUGGGCAGGUCUUUCGCCGCUUCAGGAGAAAUUCAAGCUGAACUUCUGGAAGAGUCCGAGCUAUCACAGUACAGCAGGAUUGCACCAGGAGCUAAUGACUCCGAGAAGGGACUGCUGAGUCUACUGCAACAACUUACACAGAGCAAAGAAUCUGCCAUCGGAGGCUUGGCCGAAUCGGCUUUGAGGGCAGUCGUAUCAGAAGCAGCAGCGCAGGAGGACGGUGCGUUAAUCUCUGCCGCCCAGCAGAUCUUGACAGAAUCCUUGUGCUUGGCCUCCGCUUGGGCUCAAUAUCGCACGCCUCCUUCCGACUUUGUCCUGUCCCCGAUUGUUCCUGAUUCGCAGGUCUUCUUCCGGGAUCACGUGGAGAGUUCUGAUUGGGUUCAGCAGCUCGCUGUUUACCUUGCGCAGUCGGUUUCCGAGUACAUUGUCCUAAGCGCGCUGGUGCCAAUUCUCAAGAACGUCAAAGGUUUUGCCCAAGAUGCAUUUCCAUUCAUCGUCCACCUGGCCUUAUACAGUCAACUGGAUAAGCAACCCCACAUCAAGCGCAACUUGUCGGAAGCCGCCAAAGAGUGGCUCAAGAUCGAGGAUGAUGCUGCGCGGACGAACCAGAAGCAGCUGAUCAACACAAUACUAUACCUCAGAACACAGUCCAUUCCUCAGGAGACAUCCAUCGCGGACCGGGCAUUGUGGCUCGAUGUCGACUUCGCUGCCGCUGCCGCUGCCGCCUCGCGUUGCGGUAUGUAUAAGACCGCCUUGCUGUUCACGGAGGUUGCCGCCUCUCAGACAGUUCGCUCGUCUAGGCGAUCAUCUGCGAUCCGUGAGGACGAUUCUACUGAAGUCCUUCUUUCGAUUUUUGAGAACAUUGACGAUCCUGAUGCGUACUAUGGCCUCCCACAGUCCGCCGAUUUUUCAAGUUUCCUGGCUCGAUUGGACUACGAGAAGGACGGCUCCAAGAACUUGGUCUUCCGAGGAGCCCAGUACGACAAACACAUUCGGACAAGGAACCCCGCAUCACAGGUGGAUAGCCAGUGUCUUGUCAGAGCUCUCGGUACUUUGGGUCUGGUGGGUCUCUCUCAUUCCUUGUUACAGACGCAACAGAGCCACGACGGAGAUGAAGCAUCCUUGGAGGACACUUUCCAGACAGCACGCCGACUGGAGCUAUGGAAUCUCCCUGUCCCAUCAACCGCCGACAAUUGUGCCGUAACCAUUUACAAGGCGUAUCAGAAUGUCCAACAAGCCACUGACACGCUUUCUGUGCGCAAUGCCAUCUAUGCCGGCUUCAGCCAGACCAUGCGCAGUCUUGUCAACCGUGGCCUGAAUGCAGCCAGCCUUCGCAAGCAUCUCGGCGCUCUCGCAGUUUUGACAGAGCUUGAUGAUAUUGCCAACGUGGCUGACUUUUCCGAGCUGGAGGGCAUGCUUGGCAAGUUCGAACGACAUGGCCAGUGGAUGAGGCGCGGAAGGUAUGUGAAACCUUGGGGUCCCCCCUGUUUUUCUUCAUCCUGCUACAUUGCCUUUAUCAUUGCCUUUAUCAUUGCCUUUAUCAUUGCCUUUAUCAUUGCCUUUAUCAUUGCCUUUAUCAUUGCCUUUAUCAUUGCUUUUACCAUUCCACUUUCUGCUCGGGUGUCCGAUCUCCCGCUGCCGCUACUCAUUGAAUAUCCCUGCGCGAAUCCGAUCAAACUGACAAACCAUAGGUACGAAGAUGUCAGCCACCUACUUUCUUGUAGAGGGACAUCAUUGAGCUUGAUCAGACAGAAGCCCAAGCUUCGCGCCCAGGCCUUGUCAACAGUCGAGGCCAGACAAAUCGAGAUCCGGUCCAUGCUGAUGUCAUCGGGGAUAUAUCGCUUCCAUCAAGCAACGCAAGAGUGUGUGAAUCUCUCCACGUUACUUGUCGGCUUGAUCGGUACAUGCGACGAGCUCGGCGUUAAGGUGGAUGCCGCCAUCAAGAUUGAGACAGCCAACUCAAUGUGGGACUAUGGGGAAAUGAUCCCUUCCAUUCGCAUGUUACAAAGUAUCGAUAGCGACUCGUCCCUCAAGAAGCAGACAAUUCCAGUGAGCCGCUCAGAUCUCCUGUCGAAAAUUGGCUACCAGGUGUCGGUAGCCAAAUUGGAGAACCCUCAUGACAUCCAGAAAAAUUACCUCGAACCCGCUCUCAAAGAUCUUAAAGGGAAUAGCCAGGGACAGCAAGCUGGGCAUGUCUACCAUCAAUUCGCCAUGUUCUGUGACGAGCAAUUGCAAGACCAAGACAGUUUGCAGGAUCUUGCCAGGCUGCAGACUUUGCGGAAGGGCAAGAGUGACGAAGUCUCUCAACUUCAGGACCUCAUAUCGAGCACCCGCGAUCCCCAUCUCAAACAAAGAUACCAGGGUCACCUGAAUCGCGCUCGGCUAUGGCUAGGACUGGACGAGCAAAAGCUCCGUCGCAUGGAGCAGACGAGAGGCGAAUUUGUGCGGCUCAGCCUGGAAAACUAUCUCCUUUCACUUACCGCCUCUGAUGAGCAUAAUAAUGAUGCCUUACGUUUCACGGCUCUCUGGCUGGAGCGCUCCGAGGAGCCAGAGACCAAUGAGGCCGUCAAGAAACACCUCGACAAGACGCCCACGAGAAAGUUUGCAACGCUGAUGAAUCAGUUGUCUUCUAGACUACAGGAUCAACCGAGCUCGCCUUUCCAGAAGCUCCUGAUUCAGCUCGUCUACAAAAUUUGUCUGCAGCAUCCAUACCAUGGGAUGUACCAGAUCUGGUCAGGCACAAAGGUGAAGACUCGCAAAGAGGAUCAAGUGGCAGUCCUAAGACUCAAAGCCACGGAGAAGGUGGCAUCGCUGCUGCAGUCUGCCAAGUCUGUCGCGGCAAUAUGGCAAGCGAUCGAUAGGACGAGCUCUUACUACCAUCGCCUGGCUGUCGACCGAGAUUCUAAUAAGUUCAAGGCUGGACAAAAGAUGGCGCUCAAGGACGUUCACUCGGCCCAAUCGCUUCAAAAUGCGCUGGCCAAGUACAAGAUCCCGCCCCCGACCAUGCAGCUCGAGGUGUCAGCGACCAUGGACUACUCGAAUGUCCCCAUCAUCUCAAAGUUAGACCCGCAGAUGUCGAUUGCGUCUGGAGUCAGCGCGCCAAAGAUCAUUACGGCAGUCGGGAGUGAUGGCAAGAAAUACCGACAACUUGUCAAGGGCGGCAACGACGAUCUCCGUCAAGACGCCAUCAUGGAGCAGGUCUUUGCGGCCGUGUCGGAUCUUCUUAAACUGCAUCGCUCGGCACAGCAGAGAAACCUUGGGAUCCGCACGUACAAGGUCCUUCCUCUGACAUCGGCAUCUGGGCUGAUCGAGUUUGUCCCCAAUACCAUUCCAUUGCACGAUUUUCUUAUGCCAGCCCACGAGAGAUACUUUCCCAAGGACCUCAAAGGCUCUCAAUGCAGAAAAGACAUUUCUAAUGCGCAAGGCAAGACUGUCGAGCAUCGGAUUACCGCUUAUAGGAAAGUCAUAGACAAGUUUCAUCCCGUGAUGAAAUACUUCUUCAUGGAGAAUUUUGUCGAUCCUGACGAGUGGUUUGCCAAGCGCCUCGCAUACACGCGUACGACUGCAGCUAUUUCAAUGCUUGGCCAUGUGCUCGGUCUCGGCGACAGGCACGGCCACAACAUUCUGCUAGAUAGCAAGACGGGUGAGGUCGUGCAUAUCGACCUGGGUGUCGCGUUCGAGAUGGGUCGCAUCCUCCCCGUGCCAGAACUCGUCCCGUUCCGGCUGACACGAGACAUUGUGGACGGAAUGGGCAUCACUGGGACUGAGGGCGUCUUCCGGCGCUGCUGCGAGUUCACACUACACGCCUUGCGUGAGGAGACCUACUCGAUCAUGACGAUACUCGACGUCCUGCGUUACGAUCCUUUGUACUCAUGGUCCAUUUCUCCCGUCCGCCUGGCAAAACUACAGAGAGAAGUACAAGGAGACGAAUACAACAGGGACGACGACGAAGGUGAUGAAGACGGUGGGAAGGGUAAAAAGGGGCAGCAGGUCAAUGAGCCGUCGGAGGCUAACCGGGCUUUGGAGGUGGUACGGGGGAAGUUGUCAACGACGUUGAGCGUAACAGCAACGGUCAACGACCUGAUCAACCAAGCGACCGACAUAAGUAAUCUUGCCGUCCUCUACUCGGGAUGGGCAGCGUAUGCAUAG
This is a messenger RNA of Colletotrichum tamarilloi, 9027 nucleotides long. RefSeq names its product phosphatidylinositol 3. Bases 1 to 9027 code for a protein of 3008 amino acids. The transcript has 6 exons. The record is from RefSeq and is a predicted model, not a curated record. Gene Ontology annotation, molecular function: protein binding; protein serine/threonine kinase activity. Gene Ontology annotation, biological process: DNA repair. NCBI's taxonomy places the organism in Eukaryota, Fungi, Ascomycota, Sordariomycetes, Glomerellales, Glomerellaceae.